CUUCAAAGUCGAACCACCACUUCCAAGCUACCAUCACCCUUCAUACCCUACCCACGCGUAACAAAUCAAAAUGUCAGGAGCAGCAGGAAAGGUCGCAGCGCAAUUCGGCAAGGCCGCUGGUAACAGCGCCAGUGCAGGCGUCGUUUCGAAGGGCGCAAAAAGAGAUCCCGAGCUUUAUGUACGGGACUUUGACCUAUUCGUUCUAUGCAACAACUAAUCACCUCCAACAGAUCUUGGGAGCUAUCAUGGGUGGUGCUUUUGGUUUGGCAGGAUAUUAUUUCGGUUCGAGCCCCACCUUUUUGACUUGUAAGACAUCAAUUGACCUCAUUCAGGCUCAAAGCCAACAUCCUCCACUUCCGAAUCGACUGUCAACGUUGCGGGUAUGCCAUGGCAAAAGGAGCCUUCCAAGGGAGAUGCGGCUAGAGAGGAUUUCAAAGUGAGUUUUACUGGGGAAGUGCUGGAUGGUUGAUAAAAUGCUGCAUGCGUCUCAUAACAUCCGGCACACUCCGCUCAUUGGAUAUUUUUUGAACGAGUAAUGCUAACUUCCUUUUAGUACUCUUAUCACCCAGUUUGUUACCUCUAUAUCCUGAGAAAAGGUCGGUCGUCUAAUACAUAUCUAGGGCGGAGACCCAAGAAACCCACCAAAGGAGGCACCAAGCGCACUGCACUCUGUGAUUGUUCCAAACGUCAACUUGCCAAAGGUAUGGGGAUAUACUUUUCAAUCUAAUACUCUUUACGCAAAGAACCUUUUCCUUUUUGCCAUUUUCGGAAUACGAGAUGAUGGCAACUUGGUUUGGGGUGGAGAGGUUGAUUGAGAGCAUGUACUAAUUCAUUUCUACCCACAUAGGAGCUACACGAGAAGUACAACAAAUGGGGCAAGGACGGUUACUAGACGCUUUGGAUAAGGCUGAGAAGAGGUUGCGGAGAUGGGUGGAAGUUCCAGUUGUAGAUAAGUUAGAA
Molecule: messenger RNA, 960 nt
Organism: Hymenoscyphus albidus
Lineage: Eukaryota; Fungi; Ascomycota; Leotiomycetes; Helotiales; Helotiaceae
Source: the annotation of a GenBank genome assembly